GUGACGUCUGUGUCAUCAUGGCGGCUGCUGCUGCUCUGCGGGCUGUGAGGUUGGAGGGUGUUAAAGAUGGUAUUGCACUCAUCAAGAUGAUCAAAGGAGACAAUAGAAUGAAUAUGCCGUUUUUGAAUAGUAUGGGGAAAGCGCUCGACGAAGUAGAAAGAAAUGAUGACGUAAGAGGUGUGAUCUUCACUGGUGAAGGAAAGUUCUUUAGCUAUGGAGUGGACCUACCAUGGGUCGCUCAACAAACUUUGGACAUGACUGACAAAUUUAUUUGUGAAAGUGAUGCCCUCACAGAGAGAGUUGCAUCAUUUCCAAUGCCAACCAUUGCAGCUAUGAACGGUCAUGCCUUUGGAAUGGGUGCCAUCCUCGCAUUGGCUUGUGAUUACAGGGUGAUGGGGAAAGGGCGUGGCUGGUUCUGUUUUCCGGAGCUUACAGUUCCUGUAUCUUUUUCUCCUACUACCCUGGAAAUGAUCAGACUAAAGUUACACAGAGUACAAGUUGUGCGGGAUGCAGCUAUAUUCAGCAAACGCUACACAGCAGAAGAAGCUUUGGGAGCAGACAUAGUAGAUGAGGCAGUGGAUGAGAAUCAAGUCAUGGAGGCAGCUAUUCGCUAUGGUAACAAGUUAGGUGAGAAACUGGACAGACGUUGUGUGCAUACCACAAAGGACCAGCUUUAUGGUGCCCCCCUCAGGUCGAUAAGAGAUGCACAUCUUCAGAGAGAGACAGAAAAAGACAAGAAUGACAGGCUCGAAGAUUUCAAACGAGGGGCUCAACUCCAUGCAUCAAACAUGUAAAAUCAUUCAAAACAGCUGCCAAAUCAUGUCGAAUUGACUUGUAACAUUUAACAUUAUUAUGUGACUUUAUUCUGAAGAAGUGACCAAGAAUGGCAU
Molecule: messenger RNA, 890 nt
Organism: Strongylocentrotus purpuratus (purple sea urchin)
Lineage: Eukaryota; Metazoa; Echinodermata; Echinoidea; Camarodonta; Strongylocentrotidae
Product: enoyl-CoA delta isomerase 2, peroxisomal-like
Exons: 5
Coding region: 18-794 (258 amino acids)
Biological process (GO): fatty acid beta-oxidation
Cellular component (GO): peroxisome
Molecular function (GO): enoyl-CoA hydratase activity; delta(3)-delta(2)-enoyl-CoA isomerase activity
Source: RefSeq, a predicted model, not a curated record